Molecule: messenger RNA, 2030 nt
Organism: Opisthorchis viverrini
Lineage: Eukaryota; Metazoa; Platyhelminthes; Trematoda; Opisthorchiida; Opisthorchiidae
Exons: 8
Coding region: 24-1715 (563 amino acids)
Source: RefSeq, a predicted model, not a curated record
UGUGUAACGGCGCUCGAUAAACAAUGUCUGAUGAGGAAGAUGACGUGGAUGUCACCCGAUUCCCUUGUGCUGUUUGUCAAAGACAGUUUUCCGAAGCGGCACUAGCAAAACACCAACCGAUUUGUAUGAAAAAUGCACGCAAAAGACGCAAGGUUUUCGAUAGCAGCAAACAACGCUCGCGUGAGCUUCAAAUUCCCCCGACCAAGCCGAUUUCCACGACUACGGCACAAGAGAGGGAGUACAAAUUGGCUCAAGUGCUGGAGAGGAAAAAUCAGUGGCGUAAAAAGCACGAGGAAUUCAUUUCUUCAAUUCGGGCCGCAAAGGAAUACACCAUGGCUAAGAAAACUGGUGCUCCUUUACCCCCUCCACCGCCACCAUCUGUGGAUCCUUCCCUGGUCCAAUGUAAAUGGUGCUCUCGAAGAUUCAAUGAGAAAGCAGCAGAACGUCACAUAAAAUUCUGCGAAGAAAAACACAAAAAUAUUCAGCAACAAGUGCAGAAACGUGGGCGCGGUAUUCCACGACCAACUAUCGCUCCCACGCACCUUGGAGACGGUCGCGGAGAUACUCCUGGGCAGUACCGAAAACCGUCCACCAAUUCUCGCCCAACACCUUCACCUGUCAAUGGUGGAGCUGACUCCAGGGCUGAAAUGUCCACAAAUGUUCACAACGGGCGAGGAUCGAUAUCGACAGGCGGGCGGAGAGGGUCAUCCUCGCAAAACAAGUAUGCACGUGCCAUACCGAAUUACUCAACGCGCUCAAGUCGGGAUGCCCUAUCCUACCAAGAUAAUCCGUCAGUUAACGGCCCAUCGCCAACUUUCGGAAGUGACGAACUCCCAAACAAUUGCCCGCGCAGUCUGGCUAGCGGCAGAGCAAGGUAUGUUCCCUUGAGUCGACCUGCCGACCUUAGGCAAAUGUCCAUAGUUAGCCCUCCCGCCCAAUUAAAUAUCGGCCAACCGAAACCUCAGUCUCCAAGAUCACCCAGGCCCGCAUAUUGCCGUACUCGUCAAAGUUCACAGUACAGAGAUGACUCUGGAGAUGAUCAAGGUGCACCUUCGGAUAGGCAACAAUAUCCACUUAGUUCUACCUGGAGCGAGUCCGUCCAUUCUACCGUUCCAACAGAUUCGACCAGUACAAAUUCCGCUCCAGUAUUUAAUGAGUCAUCGGCUAUGAGUAAUCGACAUGGUCUGGUCCUGCGUUCUGGCCGAACGUAUGAGGACUAUGUCCAAGCAAGAGAGUUUGCACGUGACCUUGUGCAAAGCGAAAGUAGAAUACCAAUAAAGCUUCCGCCAACGGAACGCGUCGGAAGUCAUGUAGAAGCAAAACCACCGUCUCUUGUGCCCUAUAGUAAUACGAAUUCUGGAGACGAUACAUCCAACACGCCCUCAAGCACUACACAACCAGUGCCUCGGAAACCGUUGAAUGUCAGUUGCCUUGUAUCACAAGACAGAAGUUCAGAGGGUGCUCCAGGUCUCAGUGUCCACGCUGAUUUGGAUACAUCUACCGAAACGGCAAGUUACACUCAACCCACAUUCAGUAGACCGGGGCAAGACUUGAACAGACCCAAUCGAACACCAAACAUUCAGCAUGGAACCGAGUCGUACAACCGAAAACCCGAGGGUAAAUUGAAUAAAUUUUGUUACGAGUGUGGUAGUCCAUUCCCGAACGCGACCGCAAAGUUUUGUCCCGAAUGUGGGAUUCGACGUUUAGCUGUAUGACCGAUCCGCUACCCAAUCUUCUCCCCUAACCAGCACGCUCAACCCGGAUUAUUUUAUUUGAUCUCAUGCAUCUCUUACUGAAGAGGAGAAGUCACUCCUCCCGGACAGGCUGUGACGUAUCUAAUGUUUCUUUCAGAGCAACCUCACUUUUCUGCAUUGUUUCCAUUCCACCCCCCGUCCUCAAUUUGCCAAUUAUCUCACAUUGUCAUUGUCGCGCCGGACAGUAACAUCCACGCUUAUAGUGCCUGAAAUUAUUCUCACCAUUAUCCCUCAAAAGUCUCAUCAAGCUAUGCAAUGUACAAUGAGAAUAUAAAU